Molecule: messenger RNA, 1383 nt
Organism: Solanum dulcamara
Lineage: Eukaryota; Viridiplantae; Streptophyta; Magnoliopsida; Solanales; Solanaceae
Exons: 2
Coding region: 1-1383 (460 amino acids)
Source: RefSeq, a predicted model, not a curated record
AUGAGGCUCAAUAGCACAACUGAAUAUUUACUUGUACUUUGCAAGAUAAUCACUGUAAACACGGUGUGGGACUUGCAUGGAGAAGUGUUGGUUAGAGUUGAAAAUUCUAAUAUCGCACUUAAUGAUGAAGUAGAAGUUGAUAGCGCUGAAGAGGAUGACAUUACUCAAAUGAUCCACGAUGCUUGUGGAUAUAUGAAUCUAGAUAAUAAUGCUACUUAUUCGGAGGGAAAUGAAGAGCCAAAUAUGCAUGCUACAAAGUUCUACAAAUUAUUAGAAGAUGGUAAGACAGAACUUUAUCCUGGUUGCACAAAAGUCUCAAAGUUGUCUUUUGUUGUUAAAUUACUUCACUUCAAGUCACUUAACCAUUGGAGCAAUAAAUCAAUGGAUGAGUUAUUAAGGUUCUUUAAAGAAGUUCUUCCUGAGGGAUCAUUUGUACCUAGGUCUUUCUAUGAAGCAAAGAAAGUUCUUUGUGACCUAGGCUUGGGAUAUACCAAAAUAGAUGCAUACCAGAAUGAUUGUAUUUUAUAUUGGAGCGAUUAUGUCAAUGCUCAAUCAUGUCCUAAGUGUAGCAAGUCUAGAUGGAAGUCAGUAAAACUCAAAGGCAAGAAAGUAGCUCAUAAAGUGUUGCGAUAUUUUCCAAUCAAACCAAGGCCUCAAAGAUUAUACAUGGCAAAAGAGACAUCAAAGAAGAUGAGGUGGCACAAGGAGAAGAAUAUUGAUGACGAUGUCAUGCGUCAUCCAUCUGACUCAAUAGAAUGGAAAUCUUUCAAUGAGCAUCAUCCUACUUUUUUAGUUGAGUUAAGAAAUGUGCGAUUAGGUUUAGCAAGUGAUGGGUUUCAACCUUUUGGAAAUAUGAGUUCCAAUCAUAGUAUAUGGCCUAUCAUUCUAGUUACAUAUAAUUUGCCACCAUGGGAUUGCAUGAAAGAUCCAUAUUUCAUGAUGACACUUCUUAUUCCAGGACCUAAGUCUCCAGGGAAUGAUAUUGAUGUAUAUUUACAACCAAUGAUUGAUGAGUUGAAAGAAUUAUGGGAUGGGGUGGAGACUUAUGAUGCACACUCAAAAUCUAAUUUUCUUAUGCGUGUGGCUCUGCUCUGGAUGAUUAAUGACUUUCCAGCAUAUGAAAACCUUUCAGGUUGGUCAACCAAAGGCAAGCUUGCAUGUCCCUAUUUCCAUAAAGACACACAAUCAAUUUCCUUACGCAACAAAUUGUGUUAUAUGGGGCAUCGUUGCUUCCUUCCCAUGAACCAUCCAUGGCGUAAAAAUAGGAUGUUAUUUGAUGGGAAAGUGGAAAUGGGGAUCGCACCUAGACCUUUAACAGGUGAUGAAGCUCUUAUGCAAUUACAUGAGUUGGGCAAUGUGAGUUUUGGUAAAGUGCAAAAGUGA